Messenger RNA from Wickerhamiella sorbophila, 1161 nucleotides. RefSeq names its product 60S ribosome subunit biogenesis protein NOP8. The record is from RefSeq and is a predicted model, not a curated record. NCBI's taxonomy places the organism in Eukaryota, Fungi, Ascomycota, Dipodascomycetes, Dipodascales, Trichomonascaceae. The transcript has a single exon. Bases 1 to 1161 code for a protein of 386 amino acids.
AUGCGCAUCCAUAUAGGCCAAAUUAGCGAGGCUUUGGCCCAGGACAUUGGUGCGUUGGAAGCGCGAUUAGAAAAAUUCGGUAACUUAAAGUCGAGUAUCGAGCUCAGACAGAAGCCUUGCCUGGAUACUUAUUAUGGCUUUGUUGAUAUCGAUCUCGACCAAAAGCAUUAUGGUGCCCUGAGAUCAGGCUUGAACGGCAUGACCUUCCGUCAAUCAAAACUGACAGUUCAGCAAGCAAGGCCAGACUAUAAGGAAGUUUUAGAGGAACGAAAUCAGAAACCUGCUCCUGGACCUAAUGCUGAACAGCUGAAGCGGAUUAGGUCGAAGCCAUACGAAAUCGAUGUUUACCCUGGCCGCCAUCGAACAGCUCCGCGGACAUCAACCAAGCCAACAACUUUCAGAGUCACGCUACCUGGCAUGGAUCAUCCCAUUAAGCCUAGGCAGAAAAAGAUCCGGCUGUGGGGUUACGAAAAACGUAACUUGGAUAGCCUUGUCUAUGAGUUUGUCGACGGUGAGUGGAAAGAUUUACUGGGCAAUUCUGUCGAAAUUGCAGGUGCAGAUGAACAACAGCGUAAUGCCAAAUUAGCUGAACAAGUUCAAACUACUGGUGUUUUGAGUGAUUCAGAAUUCGAAGAAUUUGUGUCUAAAACAACAAAGCUACCUGACGAUGAAAACUGGUAUGAAAACGAUGGUAUUGAAAUUGUUUCGCGUGAAAACAACACGUUUGUGUAUAAUCCACUCGAUGCAAGUGGUGAUGAAGGAGACGAAUGGCCUAUUACCCAGCCCACUGAAGAAGGAGCUAUGGAAGAUGCACUGGAAGCUACGCAAGAACAGUUAAAAGAGAAUGAAAACACCACCGAGGCUUUGCGGUCAGUACUUUCUGUCUCACAACCGUUCACACUUUUUGGUGGAGAGGCAGAGCAGGUCGAAGCCGAGCCUAUGGCCGUAGAGCCUGUAGCCAAGAAAGGCAAGUUUGGAUUGUUUUUUGCCCACAGCGACUCACCAUUCCUGCGAUCUCAGUCCCAAGCUAGCAAACUAUUUGGCUCUUUCGAUCACGAAGCAUGGGAUAAACUGUUUUGGGAAAAACGCGGUGAAUGGAAUCGUGCCCUCCGCCGUCGCCGCAAAGAGGUUGCUCGACAAAUGCGAAAGCGUGCUAACUAA